CUGAUGAAGGUCUUCCCCAUUCUGAAUCAUCUUUGGGGACAGACCACCACCUCAAGAGGGACUUGUUCUUGCAAUGAGACAGUGUCAGAGAAAGGAAUUGAAGCAACAUCUGGCAUUUAGUUCCCAACCACAAGCACCAAGGCAGAAGGGCAAGCAGCACGCAACACAGCAACCAGAGCACCAGUACAACCAUGGUCCUUGAGGUGAGUGAAUGCCAAGUGCUAGAUGUCUCAGACUUUGCCACCUUCCUGGAAAACUCUAGCUCUCCUUACGACUAUGGAGGAAAUGAGAGUGACUCCUGCUGUGCCUCCCCACCCUGCCCACAGGACUUCAGCCUAAACUUCGACCGGGCCUUCUCUCCAGUCCUCUAUAGCCUCCUCUUUGUGCUGGGACUCCUCGGCAAUGGUGUUGUGGCAGCCGUGCUCCUGAGCCAGCGGGCCACCCUGAGCAGCACUGACACCUUCCUGCUCCACUUAGCUGUGGCGGAUGCACUACUGGUGCUGACGCUCCCUCUCUGGGCAGUGGAUGCUGCUGUCCAGUGGGUCUUUGGCUCUGGUCUCUGCAAAGUGGCAGGUGCCCUCUUCAAUAUCAACUUCUAUGCAGGGUCCCUCCUGCUGGCCUGCAUCAGCUUUGAUCGCUACCUGAGCAUAGUGCACGCCACCCAACUCUACCGCCGGGGGCCCCCAACCCGUGUGGCCCUUACUUGUGUAGUCAUCUGGGGGCUGUGCCUGCUCUUUGCCCUUCCAGACUUCAUCUUCCUCUCAGCCCACCGUGACAACCGCCUCAAUGCCACUGUUUGCCAACACAACUUCCCACAGUUUGGUCGCACAGCUCUGCGUGUACUGCAGCUGGUGGCUGGUUUUUUGCUGCCCUUGCUGGUCAUGACCUACUGCUAUGCCCGCAUCCUGGCUGUGCUGCUGAUCUCCAGAGGCAGGCGGCGCCUGCGAGCCAUGCGGGUAGUGGUAGUGGUAGUAGUGGCCUUUGCCCUCUGCUGGACCCCCUAUUACCUAGUGAUUAUGGUGGACAUUCUCAUGGACCUGGGGGCCUUGGCCCGCGACUGUGGCCGAGAAAGCCACAUAGAUGUGGCCAAGUCAGUCACCUCAGGCCUGGGUUAUAUGCACUGCUGCCUCAACCCACUGCUCUAUGCCUUUGUGGGGAUCAAAUUCCGAGAGCGUCUGUGGACACUGCUUGCGCGUCUGGGCUGCCCUGCCCUCCAGCGGCAGCCACCAUCUUCUCGCCGAGAUUCUUCCUGGUCUGAGACCACAGAGGCCUCUUACUCAGGCUUGUGAGACUGAUACUGCAGGGGAAUGCCCUUUGGCCCAUGCAGCCCUUCUCCACACUCCAGGCUCACUCUUUCCCUCACUACUAGGCUGGCUCUGGCUUAACCCUGUCCCUGGAGCUCCUUGGCAGCUCCCACACUGCCAGGUCUCCCAGGGAGCUGCUCUCGCAGCCUGGGUGGCUAAACCAUUGCUGCUACUUAGCUGCCAUGCCCCUCUUGCUACUUCAGAGGUGGCUGCCUGGAGGCCCACUGCCCUUCUAACUCAGAAACUAGAACUUGGCCUUUCCCACAUGCAGGGAGUAUGAGCUAAACAGCAUAGUGUUGCCCCAUGGGGCUGUGGUCCAGGCCACCAGCUCAGCAACAACUGUGGCUAUGGUUCCCAAAACCUCUGUAUUUUUCCACUUUUAUUUUUUAUGUCUAAAAUCUUGCUUCACAUUUUUCAAUAAACAAGAUAAUCAGAA
Messenger RNA from Cavia porcellus (domestic guinea pig), 1740 nucleotides. RefSeq names its product C-X-C motif chemokine receptor 3 (gene Cxcr3). Gene Ontology annotation, biological process: G protein-coupled receptor signaling pathway; inflammatory response; positive regulation of cytosolic calcium ion concentration. Gene Ontology annotation, molecular function: C-C chemokine receptor activity; C-C chemokine binding; C-X-C chemokine receptor activity. Bases 192 to 1289 code for a protein of 365 amino acids. Gene Ontology annotation, cellular component: external side of plasma membrane; membrane. Lineage: Eukaryota; Metazoa; Chordata; Mammalia; Rodentia; Caviidae. The record is from RefSeq and is a predicted model, not a curated record. The transcript has 3 exons.